UGUAGGCUGCGGGCAAAUAAAACGAAGGUAUAACUGGGUUCUUUAACGAGAUGCAGAUUUAGGAUAAAUUCGUUUUCAAUAUGAUUGUCUCUGCCUUGCUGGUGCUGGUUAUAUUGGAGCCUUCAUUUUCUGAAGGAUGUGGCAUGCGUCCUCCUUUCGCGCGGGUAAUCAACGGUGAAGAUGCUAGUCCUCAUUCUUGGCCCUGGCAGAUUUCUCUCCGCAACUCUCGAGGCGGACAUAUCUGUGGUGGAUCCCUAAUCAGACCAGACUGGGUGUUGACUGCAGCUCAUUGUGUGGACAGAAAUCCAGAUCCAAAUGCAUAUACAGUGGUUGUGGGUGCUCAUAUGCGAACUGGAAUGACGGAUGUGCAGCAGACGUUUCGGGUGAAGGCACUUUACAAACACAGUGGUUUUACCAUGAGGCAACUCAAACACGACAUUGCGCUGCUACACUUAGAGGAGAGUGCUCAGUUAAGCGAGAAAGUCACUACUGUCUGCCUUCCGGACAAAGAUGCAGAUUUGAAUUCCAAGUGUUACAUAACAGGAUGGGGUCGUACCCAUUUUGGAUCAGCAAAUACCCUACAACAAGCUAAGCUUCCACUUGCGUCGCACAGCGAUUGUAGGAAGAUUUGGCGCACACUUGACCGGAGCGCUCACUUGUGCGCUGGAGAGGGACGAGCCGGGGCUUCAGGAGGGUGUCAUGGAGACAGCGGAGGUCCUCUUGUAUGCGAAAUGGGAGGGAAAUGGUAUCUACAUGGUGCCGUCAGUUUUGGGAUGCGCGGCUGUCCAACAACCCAUUAUACAGUAUUUACAAGGAUCACCAGCUAUAUAUCCUGGAUAAACGAGAAAAUGGGAGAGGACACAGGAGGACCAAAUCCACCCCCACCCCCGCAGACACCUCCCCCUCCCCCACCGGCUGUAACGACAAGACCACCACGACCGCCUAACCCUGGAUGUAAAGACAAGUGGGGCGAAGAAUAUUGUCGCAAUCAUCGUCAUCUUUGCGGUUCCAUGCCAUUUUUGAAAAAUUAUUGCAAACGAACUUGCGGAGUAUGUUGAGACUAACGGAAGAAACUUCUGAGGAAAUACGAAGAUUUCAGUUGAAUGUAGUUUAUGACAAUAAACUUAAAGUAAAUUCUGGUGAACGUGA
Messenger RNA from Pocillopora damicornis (cauliflower coral), 1149 nucleotides. Its product is annotated as chymotrypsinogen B. The record is from RefSeq and is a predicted model, not a curated record. Gene Ontology annotation, molecular function: serine-type endopeptidase activity. Gene Ontology annotation, biological process: proteolysis. Lineage: Eukaryota; Metazoa; Cnidaria; Anthozoa; Scleractinia; Pocilloporidae.